AUGAGGAGCCUGCGGGGCGCUCCCCUCCUGUUUCUGCUGCUCACCGCGGGGGACUCUGCGGUCAUCACUGGGGCUUGUGACAGAGACCUGCAGUGUGGUGGAGGCAUGUGCUGUGCUGUUAGUCUCUGGAUUCGAAGUCUUCGAAUGUGUACACCAAUGGGCAACUUGGGAGAAGACUGUCAUCCUUUGAGUCAUAAAGUACCAUUUUGGGGAAAGAGAAUGCAUCACUCCUGCCCAUGUCUACCUAACUUGACCUGUGUCUGGAUUUCCCCUAGCAAAUACAAAUGUUUACCAGAUUUCAAAAAUGAAGAUAUCUUUUUUUAG
Messenger RNA from Eublepharis macularius, 324 nucleotides. RefSeq names its product prokineticin 2 (gene PROK2). Bases 1 to 324 code for a protein of 107 amino acids. The record is from RefSeq and is a predicted model, not a curated record. The transcript has 3 exons. NCBI's taxonomy places the organism in Eukaryota, Metazoa, Chordata, Lepidosauria, Squamata, Eublepharidae.